AUGUCCUCGAUACUCUCUCUGCUCGUCCUCUCGGGGCUUUUCGGCCUCGGCGCGCCGUUGGCUGCGGCCGUUAACGUAUCCGUACCGCUGUCGCUCCCCGGAAACUCACAACCAUUGUCGCCCACCCUUGUCUCCUUCUCAAUCGAACAAGACCGCUGGCCAGAAUGGGUCGGCAUCGACACCCGCAACGACUUCACGCAUGAUGCGCUCCUCCGCCUCGCUUCCUUCACCGGUGUUCCCCCAAAGAUCCGCGUCGGCGCCGACUCCGAAGAUCACACCUUCUGGUCGCCCACGAUGGCCGUGUCCGAGGCAGAGUUCUCUCCUCCGAGCACUAUCAUCCCCUACCCCGAGGCGACGAAGGUUACGGUGGGCGACAAGUACUACACUCUCUCGCACUGGCUACCCCGCGGGACGCACAUGACGUGGGGCGUCAACCUCGGGGCGGACAACGCGACGAACGCGGUGAACAUGGCCAAGGCGAUCGUCAGGGCGUUCAAGAGCACGGUCGUGAAGGCGUCGGGCGUCGUCCUGGACUAUAUCGAGGUUGGGAACGAGGCGGACCUGUUCAGCAGGAACGGGCUGCGGCCGAGCAACUGGACGGUGGAGGAGUACGUUCCGGAUUGGAUCGCGAUCGCGGGCGCGGCGGCCGACGCUGCGGGCAUCCGGGGCAAGCAUGGACCGGUGUCGCUGCAGGGCGCCGCUUUCGCGCAGCAGCAGUUCACGCCGCGCGCGAUCUACGACCUCGGGAUUCUGGACAGCAAGCCAGGGAAGGCAGUCUCCAUCAUCUCGCAGCAUCAGUACUCGGCUGCGUUCUGCAACGGCGGCGAUUUCCCGCUCACGUCGUUCAUGAGCAAGGCCCAUGUUCGAGGGAACCUGUCGCUUUUUAUACCUGACAUCGAGGCGACCCACGCUCGCGGUCUGCCGUACAUUCUCGGGGAGACCAACAGCAUCGCAUGCCAUGGCGCGCCCGGGGUCAGCAACACGGCCGGUGCCGCGCUGUGGGCGAUCGACUACACUCUCCAGGCGGCCACGCUGAGCAUCGCCGAGGUCUUCUACCACGAAGGCAUCGGCUACAAGUACAACUUCCUUCAGCCGGUCGCGCUCAACCGGUCCAUCGUCGACGGUUCCGCGCUCGACACGCCGCUCCCGCCGCACAUCCAGCCGAUCUUCUACGGGGCGAUGGCGGUUAAUGCCCUCAUCGGGCGCAGCGGGCACGCGCGCGUCGUCGAGCUCGACGUCGGCGACGACAACGUCGCGGGCUACGCCGCGUACGAGGAUGGCCGGCUCGUCCGCGCCGUGUUCGUCAACCUACACGCCUGGCUCGCGUCGUCCACCGGGGCGCGCCCGAGCGUCCACAUCGACCUCGGCGUCGGGCUCGGCGCGGGCGCGGUGGAGGACGCGUUCUGGCGCGGGGGCGGGAAGGCGCGCGCGAAGCGGCUCGUCGUCGGGCACGCGGACGACACGGAGGGCCUGACGUGGGCGGGGCAGAGCUACGAAAAGAGCGGGGACGUGUCGCCGACGGGGCGGAUGGUCGACGAGGAGGUCGUGCUGAGCAAGGGGUUGGAUUUGCGCUCGACGGAGGCGGUCUUGUUGCUGUUCUGA
Epithele typhae is the source of this 1602-nucleotide messenger RNA. RefSeq names its product glycoside hydrolase family 79 protein. The record is from RefSeq and is a predicted model, not a curated record. The coding region runs from base 1 to 1602 and encodes 533 amino acids. Lineage: Eukaryota; Fungi; Basidiomycota; Agaricomycetes; Polyporales; Epitheliaceae. The transcript is spliced from 4 exons.